This is a messenger RNA of Tetrahymena thermophila SB210, 2127 nucleotides long. RefSeq names its product AMP-binding enzyme family protein. The transcript is spliced from 3 exons. The record is from RefSeq and is a predicted model, not a curated record. NCBI's taxonomy places the organism in Eukaryota, Ciliophora, Oligohymenophorea, Hymenostomatida, Tetrahymenidae.
AUGCUUUAUUCUAAAUUAGAUUUAUUUUCUUCUCAAUUUACAUUUUACAUAGGAAAUGAAUAAACAAAAAGGGGUACUUUAUUUGGAAUAUUACUUUCUUUAUCAAUAAUAGUCUUAGCAUGUGCAUAUUUGAUAUACAUGAUAUGGUAAUUCUUCACUAACUAAAUAGAACCAACUUUUAGAUCAUAAAGCUUCAUUACAGAAGACAAAAUUGAUAUUCCGUUGAGCAGCAGUAUGGUAGGGUUCAGAUUUGAGUAAGGCUAAGAUUCAGGAAACCAAGAAAUCUAACAAAACAAAACUUAUUUAGUAUAUAUAGCAUACUUAUAUUAUAAUAGUCCUAGCUUUUCUUCAUUUAUUCCUCUAAAUGUAACUAAAUGCACUGAUCCUAACCUUUAAGGGUUCAAUUGUCUAGAUUUUUCAAAUGUUUCUAAUUAUACGCUAUCUCUAAGUACAAAAAAUAAUCUUAAAUCAUCAAUUGAAGUAUUCACGUAUGGCUGCUUAGAUCUUGAUAGCUUAAAAACUACGAUUCCUGAUAACUGUGCCACUUAAAGCGAAAUAGAUAGUGUUAUAAAUGGUGUAAAUGCUGUUUUAAAAUUUAAACUAUUCACUUCUUAAUACAACACCACCUCUUAAGAAAUAUAAGUUAACUAUAGAAAUGCUAUCGUUUACACAGUAGCCAAUUAGGCUAUACUAACUCAAUUAAAAACUUAAAAAUAGGUUACCUAAAUAAAGUAGGGAUUAGUAGUUUAAUCCAACUCUGUGUUUUCUUCUCCUAUACAAUACGUUUAGCAAGAUUAAGGAUACGAUAGGUAGUACGCUAUUUAGCAAAUAAAAGCUGGAGCUUAUAGCACUGUGAUUAUAUAUUUGGAUGAGAUCGUUUAGUAGAUCUAAAUAUAAUAUCCUACAUUACCACAGAUUUUUGCUCUAGUAAACAGUACUUUUAAUCUUUUAAUGCUUUUAGGUAUUUUUGGUAGGUUUGCAUCUUAAAAGUCUAUUAACAAAGAUUUCUGUAUGCUUUUUUUAAAGAACCUCUACUAAGAUGAUUUCUUAAAAAUCAUAAAAUAGAACAAUUGCGAAUAAUAAUUUUAACAAGAUAGAGCAUAAUCAAAUAUUAACAAUCAUUAGGAGUUUGAUAGUGUAAAAGAUAGAGUUAAUGAAGAUCUACAGGAAAAUUACAGUUAGCCUAUUUUUAUACCUGCUUUUGCAAAUAAGUAAAAGGCACUUUUAGAUUAAGAUUAAACGUUAAAUACUAAUGAAAUUACUAUUGAAUCUUAAAAUAACAAAACGACUGAACAGCUGUAAAAGUACAAUGAUCAAUAUUAAUUUAAAGAAGAAGUAAAUUAAAAGUAGGAAUUUGAUAAAAUUUAUGCUGAAUAACUUAUCAUUUAAAAAAAAGCAGAAAAUAGCUAUAAACAAAGUUAAUCUUUCAAUAAUUCAAAUCUAAAAUAAUAAAUAGCAUAUGGAUCACCAAUAAAUUAAAUAACUAUUAGCUAAAAAGAUUAAAGCUUGAUUAAUUCAAAUAAUAUCAGUUUUACAAACAAAUAAGUGAUUAUUAAGAAAAACCAUUUUUUCUAUUAAUUAGCAAAAACAUAAUAAAAUCAUUAAAAUAACUAAAAAAAUUAUUUGAAGCAUAACAAAUUUACUUAGAUUCUAGAAAAAAUAAACAAUAGAAGUACUUCUGAUAAAUUUUCGAAUAUCUUAUUUAAAAUGAACUUGUUUAGAAAAUGUGAUCCUCCAAUUAAGCAACAAAAGGAUUUAACAUUAAGUAUUAUUGAAGAGUAAGUUAAGAAGGACUUAAAUAUUUUAAAUUUUGUGAAGGAUAUAAUAUUUCUUAAGAAAGCCGUCAUGAUGCUCUUAACAAAAGACCAACUUGCAGCACUGCAUUUAUUAGGUUUUUCUUCUAAUUUUUUACAUACUGAGCCUUAUAAAUCAAAUUGCAGUUUAGCAUAAAUAGAAAAGGAUAAAAAGUUAAGUCACUAUGAAAUGCAAUAUUCAAUUUUAAAGUCGCCAAAAUUUUAAAUAGAAUAUUUUUAGUAAUUCCUAAAAAGAUGUUCAGAAGAAGAAUAGAAUACUUCUAAUCUAGAUUAAAGGAUAUUAACAUCUAUUGUUUAGAACUAUAAAAUUUGA